Messenger RNA from Ziziphus jujuba (common jujube), 729 nucleotides. RefSeq names its product putative ribonuclease H protein At1g65750. The record is from RefSeq and is a predicted model, not a curated record. Gene Ontology annotation, molecular function: RNA-DNA hybrid ribonuclease activity; nucleic acid binding. Lineage: Eukaryota; Viridiplantae; Streptophyta; Magnoliopsida; Rosales; Rhamnaceae. Bases 1 to 729 code for a protein of 242 amino acids. The transcript has 3 exons.
AUGGUUCGAAAAUUCUGGUGGGAAACGAAACCAAAAGUUUCAGGUUUUCUUCCUUUGAAGGCUUGGAAUGAUAUCUGCAAGCCAAAGGAUCUGGAUAAUUUGGGCUUCAGACGUUUUAAGGAUAUGAACUUAGCUUUGAUUGCUAAGCUUGGGUGGAAGAUAGCAAGUGGGGAGGAUUGUCUCUGGACAAGAAUGCUGAAAGCAAAAUACCUUCAGAAUGAAAUGUUUUUUAAAAGGACUUCCUGGGUUUGGCAAGGAUUGAUAAAAUCCAGAAAGCUUAUCCGAAAAGGUUCUUGCUAUCGUAUUGGGGAUGGUUCUUCGAUUGACUUUUGGAAUGAUCCUUGGAUUCCUGAUUUGGAAAACAAGACUCCACUAGCUAGAGAGGAUGUUGAUGGGCCUAACUGGAGGAGGGUUUUUGAAUUGAGAGAUGAAAGGACAGAGCUGAAGGCCAUUGUAUGGGCAUCAGAAUCGGCUAUAGAGAGGAACUGGAAAAACCUUCUCUGGUCUUCAGAUUCCCAGUUGGUGGUGAACAGUAUCAACAUGAAAAAUGACCCUUCAGCUUGGGAGACCAGAUAUGAUCUGAUUUACCUCCGUUCAGUUUUUGAGAAGCGCAAUUGGCUGAUGUCAUGGAACUCUCGUAACUCCAAUAAGGUUGCAGAUUUUCUUCCAAGUGAUUUUAUGGAUCUGUUGAAGAAUGUUGAUAAGCUUGGAAGAGGCUCCUCUCUGUAA